CUCAAACUGUGGGCUCAUCAGUGGCCAGCAGGUGUUUGCAUCCAGGAACAUGCUGACAGGCCUUCAACGGGUAUGGCCGUCACAGUUGGCCAGGUCGUAGUGUGGCUUGCAAGGCCUCCUUUCAGGACAUGAGAGAUGGCGAUCUGUAUGCACUCUGAAGCGACAAGAAUAGCAUCGCGCAGCCAUGAAAACAUAUAUAAAGGCCCUCAACUCUCGUCAAUUCUGGUCCUCAUCAACAUCAUCUCAAGCAUCAAGCAUCAGCAUCAGCAUCAGCAUCAGCAUCAGCAUUUGAACAUUCCAACAAUUCUAAUCACUUACCAUCAUCUUAAUCAUCCAUCAAAAUGAAGGCCUCUUUCGCUGCUAUCGCUCUCUCCCUCGGCGCUGCCCUUGCUGCCCCCUCUACCGACUCCAUCAAGAGACAACAAGACUCGCACCCCAUCAGCGUCAGCAGCAUCUCGCUCCGCCAGCUGGAAGAGGGUAACCGCAUCGUCUUCCUCGGCUCCAUCACCCGCCACGACAAGUCCGGCGCCGCUCUGUCAUCUACCAACUGCAACACCCAGUGGAACCCCGAGUUGCCCCCUGGCGCCGAGAACCCUGUCCAGUGCGCCGACCCGGCCUUCAACUUCUACUUCCCCACCGGUGUCAAGUCUCUCGAGAACUACGACAUCGUUGUCAACGGUCCUGAUGGCAAGUCCACUGGUACUAUCGAGAAGGGCCCUCGGUACCAGUGUGGUCCGUACGACGGAACCAUUGAAGGGAUCAAGCAGGAGUGCAAGAUCACCCAGGGCGCCGAGUUCUUCCUCACCCUGGAGUAGAGUAGCUUGCCUACUUGAGAGUCUGGGGGUAUAGGGUGGUAAUGGGGUUUGAUUUAUUCUGAUAUUUGCAUUACUGACAUUGGAGGAAACUGUAUCUACUGCGUGCAUCACAUAAACAUUCCUUAAUAUAAUCCCAACUAAUCAUCGCGCACUAUUCGAACCAUUGUACUGAUGUAUACUAUGGUCUAUAAUCAGUACAAUAUUGUUAUCUACAGCUUCGCUUUAUUCCCAUUAAACUUCCUCCAAAGCGCAGGGAAUACCUCCAU
Aspergillus versicolor CBS 583.65 is the source of this 1081-nucleotide messenger RNA. RefSeq lists its product as uncharacterized. The coding region runs from base 342 to 815 and encodes 157 amino acids. The record is from RefSeq and is a predicted model, not a curated record. The transcript is spliced from 2 exons. NCBI's taxonomy places the organism in Eukaryota, Fungi, Ascomycota, Eurotiomycetes, Eurotiales, Aspergillaceae.